Ruditapes philippinarum (Manila clam) is the source of this 1598-nucleotide messenger RNA. RefSeq names its product derlin-1-like. The coding region runs from base 136 to 900 and encodes 254 amino acids. Lineage: Eukaryota; Metazoa; Mollusca; Bivalvia; Venerida; Veneridae. Gene Ontology annotation, biological process: endoplasmic reticulum unfolded protein response. Gene Ontology annotation, cellular component: Hrd1p ubiquitin ligase ERAD-L complex; endoplasmic reticulum membrane. The record is from RefSeq and is a predicted model, not a curated record. Gene Ontology annotation, molecular function: misfolded protein binding; ubiquitin-specific protease binding. The transcript is spliced from 8 exons.
UCUGUGUUUACUUCCGGUGAAAUUUGCAGAAAAUUUAGAAAGGCCACGUCAAAGUAUAUUCAUCUAUUUUACUUGUGAUUCAGUUUCGAAGACACUGUCAUUUAUAUAUAUACAUCUAAGUGGUAGUAUUGGAAGAUGGCGUCUAAUGAUAUUGGUGAUUGGUACCGAGGAAUUCCUCAAAUAUCAAAAUAUUGGUUCACAGGAUCAGUGAUUGUUCCAAUAGCUGCAAGAUUUGGUCUCCUUAAUCCAAUGUAUCUUAUUCUUCUGUUUGAACCUGUCAUAUAUAAAUUUCAGAUAUGGCGUUUGGUGACAUCGGUGUUGUAUUAUCCAAUUGCAGGACCAAAAGGGUUUCAUUACCUUAUAAACUUAUAUUUCCUCUAUUCUUAUUCUACAAGACUUGAAACAGGAAUCUUUGAUGGAAAGCCAGCAGAGUAUGUGUUCAUGUUGUUAUUUAACUGGCUGUGUCUGGUGAUAAUAGGAUUUUGUGCUGAUUUAAUGCUUUUGAUGGACCCUAUGAUAUUAAGUGUUUUAUAUGUUUGGUGUCAACUGAACAAAGAUACUAUCGUGUCAUUUUGGUUUGGCACACGGUUUAAGGCGAUGUACUUACCAUGGGUGCUGUUAGCUUUCAACAUGAUUGUUGGUGGAGGGGGUUUGAUGGAACUUGUUGGUAUCGUUGUUGGCCACAUGUAUUUCUUCCUUAUGUUCAAAUAUCCACAGGAUUUCGGAGGUGUAAGACUGCUAAAUACUCCUCAAAUACUUUACAAAUAUUUUCCCAAUAGACGAGGGGGUGUGGCAGGGUUUGGACAAGCCCCAGCUAGUCAGCGACGCCCAAAUAAUGAUGACAAUGACCCUGGUAGACAUAGAUGGGGUGGUGGCGGCCAUCAACUUGGUGGCAACUAAAUAAAACUGUGGAAAAAACUUUACAGUUAAAUUUUGGGCAAGAAAUUAUUUUUCAACAUUAUGGUGAGGAUUUCUUCAGAAAAUCAUUUACCUUGAUUUGCGAUGACUCCAGAGUAUACAGAAUGCAAGUGUAAGAGAUCAUGAAAAAAUUAUAAAAACAUUGCCACUUGUGUUUGAUUUCCAGCUAUCAGGCAUAUUGAAUGAACUUAUAACAGCUUUAUCAUUAUUUAAGUUUCCUUUACAUGCGUUUUCUUUAUGUGAUGUUUUUCUGUAAAUACUUUAGAACUAUUUAUAUAUCCAUCAUAAGUUUCCCACCAGGGACUUCAGUUUCUUUCAUGUGAAAAAAAGCUAUCCAGCUAGCUUACAGAACGUUGAUGGUUCUACUCUGGUGCCCAUUCAUGCCUGAAAAAAUUCAUGGAGGGGUACCUUAGGUUUUCCAUUACUAGUAAAGCUAAAAAGUUGCUGUGUUAAUGCAACAUAAAACCAAACAAGAAAUAAUAAUAAUCAUACAACACUCCAUGCCUUAGGGGGAAAAAAUUCAGAUUUAACUUAAAGUAGCAAAACAGCUUUGAAGAUGAACCAUUUUUCAAUUGAAAUAUAUGACAAAACAUGAAUUUAUACAAGUUAAUGAAUGAUGCAAUUUCAGAAACAAACUUUUUUGUUGAAGAAAAUGAGAAAGUGACAUUAUGGCUUUAUUA